Messenger RNA from Dipodomys ordii (Ord's kangaroo rat), 888 nucleotides. RefSeq names its product family with sequence similarity 3, member D (gene Fam3d). The record is from RefSeq and is a predicted model, not a curated record. Lineage: Eukaryota; Metazoa; Chordata; Mammalia; Rodentia; Heteromyidae. The coding region runs from base 38 to 712 and encodes 224 amino acids. The transcript has 9 exons.
GUUACCACUGACCCCACGCCUCCCAUCACUGGACAGGAUGAGAGUGUCAGGUCUGAUUCGCCUGUCUGCCCUCCUCUUUGCCCUGGUAGCCUUGUGGAUCUUCCUUCGCAACUCCUCCAGCUUCAGCAGGAAAACUAUCCGUCUGCCACGCUGGCUGGCAGGCAAGGCCCCUCCGGAGCUCCGGGUGGAAAAGAACAAGUGUGGGCUCAGCAAGCCCUGCCCAGACAACUUCUUUGCAUUUAAAAUCUGCAGUGGGGCUGCCAACGUCGUGGGCCCUUCCAUGUGCUUUGAAAAUGAAAUUAUCAUGAGUCCUGUGAAGAACAACGUGGGCAGAGGCCUGAACAUUGCUGUGGUGAAUGGAAGCACAGGGCACGUGCUGAGACAGGGCUCCUUCGACAUGUACUCUGGAGAUCCCAAACUCCUAGAGAAAUUCCUUGUAGAAAUCCCGGAGGGUGUGCUGGUGCUGGUGGCCUCCUAUGAUGACCCAGGGACCAAAAUGAAUGACGAAAUCAGGAAGCUCUUCUCCAAAUUGGGGAGUGUCUAUGCCACAAAUCUGGGCUUCCGGGAUAGCUGGGUCUUCUUAGGGGCCAGAGACCUCAAGAACAAAAGCCCCUUUGAGCAGUUCUUGAAGAAUAGCCCAGACACCAACAAAUAUGAGGGAUGGCCAGAGCUGCUGGAGCUGGAGGGCUGCGUGCCCAGGAAGGUAUUCUAGGCCAGCCCUUCCUGGGCCAGGAGCCCAAAGAACUUUCUGGCUGACUUGGGAGCAGAGCUCAGGGUGGCUGCUGCUGCGCCAGCAGGGACAGAUCCAGAGGAAGAGGAGGAAGUAGCUGUGUGGACAGUGCCCGCUGCCCUGCACAUAUGACCGGCCACCCCUCUGCAACAACGAAG